UGUGACUGAUUCCGUUGUGGAGAGAGUAAACAGCGAAUCGACAAACAAGAAGAAAGUGGAAAAUGGAGAACAAGAGGAGGAUAUUCUCCAUGUGUGGAGACGAAGCUGAAGAAACUUGGUGAUGGCGGUGGCAAGUGCAGCUCGGGAUCAUUAUGGUGUCGGCCCUGAUAGUGUAAGAGAUGGAACAAAACGGGGUGAGCAUAUGAAAAAGAAUGGACCUGGGGAUGAACCUUGUCCAGAGGCAUGCUGUGUUCAAUCCAGAUGGCGAUCUACGAAAACGGAGGCAAAGAAAGAGAAAGUGGAUGGAGCAGAGUUAAGCCCCCGCAGGACGACAGCUAUGUCACUGUAUCAGAGAACAGGUCACCGUAAUCCAGACAUGUGGCAGUCCAGAAAGGAGGCAAGGAGAGGCAAAUCACAACGAACUGACAUAAGCUCCCAGGGGGAUGCGGGUGAAUCCUUGGGAUGGGUGAGAGGCAGUGAUGCUCUUGGGUGCAUUACUAGUGGCGCUGUUCGCGAAACCAAUGAAAACAGUCAUCAUAGCCUUCGCUGUACCAAUGGCCCUCUAGGACAAAAGCGAGUUCUCAAUGGGCAGGGAAGAGUCCAUGGGGGUGGUGAUGAUCAUCUGCUGAGGAGUGAGAGGCUGUCAGCUGCCGUAGGAGGAGACAAGGCUGAUCAACGAGGCACAACUGGAAGAAAGGUCACAGAAAUUCUAACCAAUGACAAGUAUCAGCGUGAUAGAGGAGCAGGAGUAGGAGGAGGAAGAGGAGUAGUAGUAGUAGGAGGAGGAGCAGGAGCAACAGGAGGAGAGGGCGCAGGAGGAGGAGAUGAGAAUUUGCAUGCAGUAUCCAAAUGUGCUUUGCAGGAGGGACACUCAGAGGCCCUCGCCAAAGGCAGCUCGUGUGUGAGACAGUUUUUGGAGGAGCUUUGGGAGGAGGAAGCUGAAGCAGUGCUUAUGCGAGUUCGCCGAAGACUGGGGUUAUCCGUGUCCCAGACAGGCUGUUUGGUAUCAGGUGCGGUUGGAGGAGAUGGCGACCGCGGGCGCAACCAUGCCAUAUGGAAUGGCCAAAAUAGUGUUUCCACUCACCGAGACAGUGUAGAAAUUAUCCAUGUUCGGGAUGGGAGCAUUCGAAACGGUGGAGCUGACAUGUGUAAAGCAGCCAUUGGUUCAGUUGGACCUGUCUAUUCUCAUCCUGUCAUUCGUGAGCUGCAGCUGCUUGCUGAUCGAGUGAAGGCUGUCAAAGUCAAGCGGGCUGGACCGCCCAAUAGGGCGUAUGACGGGAAUAGGAUCAGCAGUCAGACUGCAGCAGGUUCAGCUGGAAACACUGGACCUGAUAAAUUGAACGAAAGUAGCGCUUCUUCUGAACCAGGUUCAUCUGGGUCCAAGGAGCCAAACCACCAGAGUGGGAGCAGCUCUCCGUCGGUGCAAUGUCCGUCUGCCCAUAAGGGAAGCAGUCAUCCAAAUAGCCACAGCAAUCUGUCUGUCCGUAAUUCAUCAGAAUUGAAGGAAGGGGAUGGUUUGGCAAGACAUCUCAGUCCCUGUUCACCUGCAGCAGCAUUUCCAACUGUGCAAGCUCCAGUUUUGCAGAGUGGGCGUGGCAGCAAUCUCCUUCCCUUGGCUUCGAAUGGCUUGAAGAAAAAAAACGAAUGGGACAUCAGGAAAGGAGUGCCGGACAUAAAUGUAAUGGAGGAUGAAGCUGGUACAGGAAUCGUCAUGGGAGCGGGUCAGUACGAGGACGAUGUCAGAGGAAGGAGGAACGUGAGGAAGGAGAGUCGGAUGGGCAAAACUGAAAGGGUUGCACUUGACCGACCUAUCACAGGAAGGAAGAUAGAGGAGGGGGGGAAAGGAGGGGAGCCAGAUUGUUGGAAUGACGGAGUGACACCUGAAAACGAGGAGAUCAUCCGGUGCCAUGAUUAUGUGUUGCCAGAGGAUUCGUGGGAGGAGGAGGACGGCGUGAAAAAUCCAGUCAUAAUGGAUGGAAACUGGAAGCAUAUCCAGAAGAAGAUGGUAUCUGAUCAUUUUCAUGAUGCAUUUGAAUCGCUGUCCAACAAGCGCACUGAAUUUGAUGUCGGAAAACAAGCCGUCGUGGAGAAGCAGGAACAGCAGCAGAGGAACACCGCAGUGGCAACCAAAGAGUCUCCCCGUUGGUCCGAUGAGGGGAAGAACCCACUUGGGGUCGUUCUGACGUCAGAAGAAGCAGCACUGCUGGAUGCCCUGGCAGGGGACCGUGGUGGAGGACCCAGUUCCUCCUCAGUCCGUCCAAACAAAGCUGUACAUGGUUGGUCCCCUCGACCACCGAUCAAAGUCGACCGUAUCCGGCAUGUAAGCGAGAAGUUGGGGGUUCUUCAGCUUUCAAAAAAUGAUGAGACUUGUGAAGUACCUGUGACGGUAUCGGAUCUGGCACAAAACUCCGCGGGGGGAAGCUCCAGAAAAUCCAAAUGUCACAAUGAUAAUGAUGAUACCACAUGCAUGCCGUCUGGAAGCACUGAAGAGGGGCAUGGACCCACCUCUCGUCAGCUGCAGCAACGUGGGCAGCAACGGCACUCAAGCUUGCCCAAGGCCAUCACUUCAGCUCACACAAUGGCGGUGAGAGCCAUGGCGAUCGAAGAUGCAGUCCCUUGUGGACUCCUGGAAGAGGGGCCGGGAAUAGGAGGCAGUUUGUCGCCAAGGCAAUCUCUUCGACGAAUGGGUGGCUAUGAAAAUGUCUGGGCUCCUGUGAGUUUUUCUCCCUCAGGUUCAUUAGGAGGCUCAGUUUCAGCAACGAGCAAUGGCACGUGCUCUCAAUUGCUGGCGACGAGGGAUCGUGUCUCUGUUCCGGCAAAUGACAUCCCAGGGCCAUCAUUGGGGAAUGGGGAUUCUAGAUUGAAGACAAAUAAUGCAAGGCUGACGACAGAUACCACCUGUCGUUCGCUGUUUUCGGUGGACCGUCGUGCACUCGGCCAUAAUCACAGCUGUUACAUGCCUGGCUCCCUGGCACAGGAUCUACAGUUUGCAAACAGUACUGUGAUAAUGUCACAGGCAUACAAGCAGCAACUCUCCUCUCUCGUGUCCCAGGCUCUCGAUAACUGGGUCAACAUUAAUGGGUGGGUGAGCACCGUUUGGCUAGCAGGUCAUCCCGAGGGACCGGAACCUGGAGCUGAUGGGGCAAUUUCUCAACCUGAACGAAAAGUUACCCAUGUUGUGAAAAUGGGUGUUACUGCCCGGGAAACGAGGCUAGCACGUGGUCCCGUUGUUUUAGCAGACCCAACCCUAUGUGAGCAGGAGGGUACUUCGGGAGCUCGAACAUCGUCCUUCAACUCUUCCGCAAGGAUGGAUGCACAAACAGUCGCAAUGCCAACUCUUAUGGAUGGACAGGACAGGGUUAGCGGAAAGAGUCUCCAGGCCAGCACACUGGUGCUUCAUGAGCAGAGUGGCAGUGCUGAUGGAAGGGGGGAAUGCAAACCUGUGGAGAAUAUGCAAGUGAAAAGUGCGUCUGUCCUCCAUGGUGCUGGAGUCACAGAAGUGAAAAUAAUCAGAGAAGAUAGUCUGGAAGUGAAAAAAGUUUGUGUACUUCAUGAUCCUGAAAUCAGGGAAGCGAAAACAAUUGGAACGUUCCACUCUUCAUUUGUUGAUGUCCACGGUGCGUGUUCUGCAACCGGUGCUGCUCCUCCCUCUCCUGCAUGCUACUCCAAGAAGAAAGAUGGCAGUGAAGGAAGCCAAAGGGGGGAGGGGGAGGAGGAGGAGGAGGUGGAAGAGGAGAAUGAAAGGGACAAUCGAAGCAUGCUUGGCACGUUGAUCGGUGGCAGCACGCUGCAAUGUUAUGAUAAAUCACGAUGCCACGAGGAGGAGGAGGUGGAAGAGGAGAAUGAAAGGGGCAAUCGAAACAUGCUUGGCUCAUUGAUCGGUGGCAGCAUGCUGCGAUGUUAUGAUAAAUCACGAUGUCACUCUGGGGGGGAUGGAAAACCUCCUCCACAAGCUGUUGGGCAUGAAGAAAGCCAGGCUGGAGAAUCGGCAACCGGAAGGGAUGAAGAUAAACAUACACGUACGAAUCAGCGGAAGGGCACCAGUCGUGAUGAAGAGGGCUUAAACAUCACAGAAAGUGGAAAAGGACAGGGUGGGAGAGCAGGGGCAACAGAGAGCGAGAGAUGUGCUGCUGCAGGAAGUGAGUCAUGGGUGGGCAAGAAAAACAGAGAUUCUGAAGACGAGGAAGUGAUCCAGAGGGAAGGGGAUAGAGGUGUGGAUGGACGAAAGGAAGAAUCAUCCACAGAGGAGAAAGUCUGCGAGAGGGAGUUGGACCAGAAUUCCCGAUUUGCGGGUUCGACAUCGGACAGAGAAGUGGCACUUAGUUGUGGAAACCCUGGCAGAGAUUAUGCAGGAAAAAAUGCUGCAAGAGAAUGUGUGGAUUGUGGGGUUCAGACAUUUGGAAGGGAAGAUCGUCUUCCAGGUGGCAUGAAAAGAAGGCAUCUGGGUGAACAGCCUGAAAAAAGGAAGCUGUCAGAGUCGGUCCAGGGUCAUUUGCAGCUGGGGUUCCGCCUUCUCAGUGGUCUUGGGUGGAGGAUUGAUUAUUCGGGUGGGUCAGGGGGUGGUUGGAAAAUUCUCCUGGAUACUGCCCCGGAUAAAUGCGGGGAUGCUAGUCCCGACGGACAGCUGAAUCCAGAAAGGGACAGCCAAACGAACUUGUUCUGUGCACAGCCUGGGAUAUCCAGUGGUAAUGUGGAUGAACAGAACUAUGACGACGAUGACAAACACGACGGCCGCCUCCAGCAGCUGGAGCAACAACCCGUCACCGCCCUCGUUGCCAGCUCCUCCAACACCUCCGAUCGCCUCAAUGCAUUGGAGAUCGACGUCGGAGCCCUCAAGGACGGCGUGCAGCUACAGCAAACCACCACGCAGCAACUGGAGCAACAGAUCUGUGCUGCCGCCGCCAACUCAAGUUCGGCACCGUGCGAGACGACUCCAAAGUAUGAUGGUCAGGAGAUGUUUUGCGAUUCGACGAAGACGGACCCGAGUCCGUGGUUCCGCAAGUUUGAACUCAAGUUGCAGCUACAUCAUGUCAGCGAGGAAAAGAAACACGCGUACUUAUACUCCCGGUCGGGGGGCGCGUGCCAAGCAUGGUUGGACAAUCUCUUGUCCAUGUACGGGGUGGUAGCUGUCGACUUGUACACCAAGAUCAGCUGGGAUGAUCUAAAGGCGGCGUGGCAUAAGCGGUUCCAAGUAGAGCCGCCGCAGAUCAAGGCAAUGGACAAAUUGCUGACUUUCGAACAAGGCACGCUGUCGAGCGUUGACUGUAUUGCCGAGUACCAACGCUUGACAUCCGUCCCAGACAUUCAGAUGGGCUUCAAGGCCGUCAAACACUACUUCAUCACGAGGUCGUGUUCGACGUUGGGCAACGCCUUGACUCACGCCGAGGACAUCCUGACGACAACGGCGGAGCUUUUUGACAAGGCCACACAGAUCAUUAUCACGAACAAGGAGGCCAAGAACCUCAACUGUUCGUCUGCGACAGGCUUGAGCAAAGAUCAGCAUCAGUCCGGCGCGACUCGCAAUUUCAUGAGCCAAGCCUUUAUGCACAGGGUUGGCCUCGGCGCACAAGUUCGGAGGAAGGCAAACCUGAUGGCGAUCAAGGUGGCAGACGAAAGGACGCAACAACUUAUCGACCGUUACAUUGAGGCCGUACUGGUGUAUUUCGCACCUCAUGCAUGCAAACCGGUGACGUUCGUCAUUUUGGACAUGGACUUCGGUAUCAUUUUGGGAACGGCUUGGCUUGCAAGUGCGGAUCACACGGUCAACUUCCACAGGCGGACUCUUACCAUUCGGGACGCCUUCGGCGUCGAACUGCUGUGUACUAUUCCUCUUCUGCACCCUUCGAUCCGGUGCCAAGUGGUGACGGCCAAGUCGUUUCGGGCUACUUGCGCUUACGAGCGGCCUGAUGAGAUAGGCCUAUGCUUCCUACAAACCGUUGCGGUAGCCGAUUCUUCCCCCACGGACUUAUCUUCGGACCCCCGUGUGGUGCGGUUGCUUGACGAGUUCACCGRCAUCUUCGAGUCACCUACCGGUGUGGUGCCGGAUCGGCCGAUCUCUCACGAGAUCAUUCUUGAGGCUGGUGCCGGCAUCAGUCCGUUGUCGGACAAGAUUCAAGCCAUCCAAGAGUGGCCGGAGCCGCGGAACGUCACGGAUGUCCGUUCGUUCCUUCGCCUUGCCGGCUACUACCAGCGUCUUAUCAAGGGAUACUCGAAGAUGGCGGCCCACUUGACCAAGCUUCAAUGCGAGGAUCGACCGUUUGACUUUGGAGAGGAUGCGCGGGAAUCAUUUUUGGCUCUCAAAGCCGCGCUAUUAUCUGCAGAGGUCUUGCGCGUAUACGACCCGCUAUUGCCAACGCGCUUCACUACGGAUGCGUCCGACUAUGGCAUUGGUGCCGUCCUCGAACAACACGAUGGCGUGGAUUGGCACCCGAUCGAGUACUUCAGCAAGAAAGUGCUCGCCGUGCACUCCAUUAAUGAUGCACGCAAGGAGCUCCUAGCCUUCGUCCACGCAGUCAAGCGGUGGCGGCACAUCCUCCUUGGUCGAAGUCAAUUCCGAUGGGUAACGGACAACAAUCCGUUGGUCUUCUACAAGACCCAAGACACCGUCAAUAGCACCAUCGCCCGUUGGAUGACCUUCAUCGACCAAUUCGACUUCUUUCCCGAUCACAUUCCAGGGAAGUCUAACCGUUUCGCAGAUGCUCUUUCACGGCGUCCGGAUCAUUGUACUGCAGUCUAUUCGACCUUCGAGAUUGACGACGAUCUGCGGGACAGUUUCAUCCGCGGCUACCAAGCCGACCCCGAGUUUCACGACAAGUACGCGAAUUGCUCCUCUCCUAAUCCGGUGCCUUUUCACUACCGGAUCCAAGAGGGGUACUUGCUUGUCCACACUCGGGGGAAGGACCUUCUUUGCGUACCGAGUGACUCUUACUUGCGUACACGGCUUCUUGGCGAGUUCCACGAUGCUCCCGCCACCGGACACUUCGGAGUCAAUCGAACGAUUGGCCGACUUCGCGAGCGCUUUUGGUGGCCCGACCUUCUUGGCGACGUCACACGCUAUUGCGAGUCAUGCGAGGUUUGCCGACUCUGCACAUCCCGCAACCAUCGUUCGUACGGCGAGUUGCGACCAUUACCGGUCCCCUUGCGCCGGAGGGAAGCGAUUGCCAUGGACAUUACCAGGCCGUUCCCCAAGCACAAGACCGGUGUGGAUGGGAUUCUCACUGCUGUCGACCGACUCACCAAGUUCGCUAUGUUUUUGGCUUGCCGCUAUCAUGCUAAGGCACCGGAGUUGGUCUUUAUGCCGGUUGGAUUCCAACCAACGCGGUUCCCGGUACUUCCGUGUAGAAGCGGGGGAGCAAGCGGUGUCAAUAUCGGCAACCCGUGGAAGCAAAAUGUCUACGAAGAUGCGGCCUUUUCGUCCAUCGUGAUGCAACUCGAAUGGAGUCACGUUGAUCGCCUGGUGCACCGAAGUGUUGUAGGCGAACUCGUUGUCGGGGAGCCAGUCAACCCAGUCCUUUUGAUCCGGGCGGAUGAGUGUCCGGAGCAUCAUCUGCGCAGUCUGGUGCGCACGUUCUGUUUGCCCAUCCGUUUGAGGAUGCCGUGUGGAACUCGGUUUCAUGCUGGUGCCGGAUUCCACCAUGAUUGCUGUCCAAAAGGCCGACAUGAAACCAGUGUCGUGGUCGCUGACAAUGUCUUCCGGAACGCCGUGGCUGCAAAACUAGCGGGUGUGCAAGAGUCGUGCGAGCUCGGGAGCCGUCGAGGGUACUUGCUCAAACGGUCGACGGCCGUGAGAAUACCAUCAUGCCCAAGGCGAUCGUGGGGGAAAGGACCGGUCACGUCCAUAGCAAUGGAGAGACCUGGUUCCCGAGGAAUCGACAAUGGUUUCAGUUCGCCGUACGCCGUCGCCACGACGGCUUAUUUCAGGUUUUGCGGCUUCGGGAUGAUUUAUUUUCAAGUCUGGAGACUGCCGCGGUGGUCUGUCUCAGGCCCGGAACCUGGACGACAGGUUAUUCCAGGUUCGGUGCUAUCACAGGAGAUUGUGAGGGACAUGUCCUUGCGGUUGCAAAUGGAGCCAGAGGUCGAAGGGGGAGCGAUCUCUCUGGCUGGUUGGAUGAAGGAUAAAAGUGAGGACACGAUGGAGAUCAUCUGGGAGCUGGAGGAGGGGCCGGAUCCUCGGUUUGACGUCUGCAUCGAUUGGAGGAGGGCAGAUGGCAUCAUGGCUGUCUGCAAAACCCUCUUCAAUGAGGGUCGCGAUCUGUAUGCUCUUCUCGAAGACCGGUUGGAGAGCGUUAUUGAUCGUGACGAGGCGCACGUGGCAAUGGAGGUGAAAGAGCUGUUCGCAGAGCUUUUACCGGGAGGAGAUGAGGGUUGUCCGCCUGGCAAACAGCUGUCACCUGCUCUGGAUGGAGUCAAUGAAUCCCACGGACAGGAAAGGGAGAGUGUACAGAGUGAGAAUGAGGUGGUGGAGAGAGGGGAAAACGAGGUGCACCAUAACCUAGGUACUGAUGACAAAGGGCAGUAUCUGGAUGCGCAGCUACAACUGCAAUUACAACACCAGAGCCUUAUCUAUAAAUCCACAGUGGUGAUCGGUACUGGAGCUCCUGUGAUGAAUGAUGAGGGGUUAGAUCUGGAGGAGGAGGACAAUUCGCCAUCAUCACCCGCAACACCUACGCAAGUGGCAGGAUGUCCAUGCAUCGACAUCAACAGAAACAACAACAACAACAACAAUAACAACAACAGCAACAACAACAACAACAACAACAACAACAACAAAAUCAACAUUAAUGGCAACAACGACAAUAUCUCUGCUGCUGCUGCCGGUCCCUUUCAUUGCGAUUCUGGCGAUAACGACAAUAUCAUUGCUGCUGCUGCCGGUCCUUUUGAUGGCGAUUCUGGCGACAUUGGCGGCAUCAUCAGUCAUGACAGGGGGCUAGCUGGUAGGAUUGGAAUAGGGUAUAGCAGCAGUAGAGAUGGUGGCUCUGCUGCAGGAAGAACACCCUUCGACAAAGCACUUGGAGUGAUGAUGGCAAGUUUCUUAAUACCCGAAAUUUUCCUCGCAAGCUUUGCGCUGCGGCGCCUAGUGAAGAGCCAGAUCCUCAAGUACUACCUCGAGGAUUACGACGAUGAGGACAAUUCUGCCACGCGUAAGAUCGAGUUGGUGAAUCCAUCAGACACACAGGAGGACUACUUCUGAGGGCAUACUCACAUCAGGACGUUUUUUCUACUUAUUUAUGGAUGCGCUUGCAGUCAGAUACAUCCAGGUCCGGGCAUAAAUGUGGUCCCGCGCAUGUAAGAUGGCAUUCGUGUGAGAGGAGGCCAUGAGACUCGGCAGCAGCCAGGCCGUGGAAAACUCUUUGGUGAAUGGAUUAUUGCUGUUGUAAUUAGAAAAAGAUAAAAAGAAAAAAAACAUUGCCAUAUCCAUCUCGGAUUUCCCCAGGAUAU
This is a messenger RNA of Chara braunii, 9438 nucleotides long. The record is from the annotation of a GenBank genome assembly. Lineage: Eukaryota; Viridiplantae; Streptophyta; Charophyceae; Charales; Characeae.